Corylus avellana is the source of this 2287-nucleotide messenger RNA. RefSeq names its product RING/U-box superfamily protein with ARM repeat domain-containing protein. Gene Ontology annotation, biological process: protein ubiquitination. The record is from RefSeq and is a predicted model, not a curated record. Gene Ontology annotation, molecular function: protein binding; ubiquitin-protein transferase activity. Lineage: Eukaryota; Viridiplantae; Streptophyta; Magnoliopsida; Fagales; Betulaceae.
AAAGGGAAAUAAAUAAAAUAAUAAAACAGCACAUCACACACGUGGGUUGCUUUGAUUGGUGGCAAUCACGUACGUAAAAGUACCUGAGACGAACCCAAAUGGCCAUAACAUUAUUAAUACAGAAGCAUCAAUCCCUGUCACUUUUCUCAUUGGCCCAAAUUUCAGAAAGCAAAGGAAUCCACAUGCACCAGGCAACACACAGAUACUCCUCCCAGCACCGGAUCAUCAUUUUGGUUGCACAAUCCCAACAAACUCUCCCAACUCUCUCUCUAUCUGCUGCUACUGCUGCUUACCUCCUCCAAGAGACCGAGUCGAAAGUGAACAUGACAGCAACUUCAGCAACCUCUGUUCCUUCAGCUCACUCUUUUCCUAAAACACAUGGACGCGUAAUGCAAAGCUGAGUUUGUUUGUGGGGAUAGGCAACUCAGAGAUGGAGUUUCAAGAGGGUAUGAUGAAGUUGGUGGUUCACAAACCCAUAAAGACGACAUGGACAUUUGAGAAGGAGAACGAAAAACAGAGAAGUACAGAGACUGCCACUCCCAGGCGAAAAUGGAACAUCUUCAACAAGUAUCUGUCUUCACCGCCUUCAAAACCCGUAAACCCCAAACCAAAGCAACCCCCAAAGGAGUUCAUCUGCACCAUUUCCGGCUCUCUCAUGGCCGACCCAGUCAUCGUCUCCUCUGGCCACACUUUCGAACAAGCCUGCGUCAGAGCCUGCAAAGUCCUGGGCUUUACACCCACUUUACCCGACUCGUCCACACCCGAUUUCUCCUCCAUAAUCCCCAACCUCGCGCUCAAAUCCACCAUUCUCAACUGGUGCAAAAACUCCUCGGUAGACCCUCCAAAGCCCGUCGAUUCCAACACCGCCGAGAAGCUCGUCCGUACAUUAAUGGCGGCCGAUGCCCAGAACGAAAAUGGAGCCCAACAGACCGAAAUCUCGGAGAAGAAGGUGAUACAAGGGGUUAGAGAAAAGCCUAGCGUGAAUUCCAAUCAUCCUAGUCACUGCGACUCGAGCUCGGACGACUCGUUCGGGACCACCGCGUCGAUUCGGUCUCUGCAACUUGCGACUCAGCCGAGUUGCUAUUCCUCUCCAUCCUCGUCCGAAAUCGAAACCCUAGCCCCUAAUUGCACCGAGGAAGAGGAAAUUUUGGCCAAACUCAGAAGCCCACAAGUGUUUGAGAUCGAAGAGUCCGUGAUUUUUCUGAGACAGAUCACACGGACCAGAGAAGACUCAAGGGGCCACCUCUGUACCCCUCGGUUACUCUCAGCCCUCCGAUCUCUGAUCAUCUCCAGGUACUCGAGCAUCCAAGUGAACUCGGUCGCAGCAUUGGUGAAUCUCUCUUUGGAGAAUGCCAACAAGGUUAGGAUCGUACGGUCAGGAAUCGUUCCUCCACUAGUUGAUGUUCUGAAGGGGGGAUUUGCUGAGGCGCAGGAACACGCUUCCGGUGCACUCUUCAGCUUAGCCCUAGAUGAUAACAACAAGACCGCGAUUGGUGUUUUGGGCGCUUUACAGCCGUUGAUUCACAUGCUCCGGUCCCAGAGCGAGCGGACCCGGCAUGACUCGGCGCUUGCUCUUUACCAUCUUUCGCUCGUUCAAAGCAAUCGGUCUAAGUUAGUGAAACUCGGGUCCGUUCCAAUUUUGUUGGGUAUGUUGAGAUCGGGUCACAUGACGGGUCGGUUACUACUAAUUUUGUGUAACCUGGCUUGGUGCAUGGAUGGGCGGGCCGCAAUGUUGGAUGCGGGUGGGGUAGAUUGUUUGGUUGGGUUGUUGGAUGGGGGCGAGUUGAAGUCCGAGUCGGCUUGGGCGAGUUGCGUUGACACAUUGUAUGGGCUGAGUCAUGGCGGGUUGAGGUUCAAGGGGUUGGCGAAGGCGGCAAGGGCGGAAGAGGUGUUGAUGAAGGUUGAGAACGUUGGGUGCAAACGGGCAUGGGAGAAGGCAAAAAGGGUUUUGGAGAUGAUCAAAAAGAGGGAAGAGGAGGAGGAAGAGGUGGAUUGGGUGGAUUUGCUUGGCAUGGAGAGUCAGACUCAGUGUUGACUCGUUGUGGGUUAGGUGAGUCAAGAAUUUUGAAGUACAGAGUUUGAUGUUUUGAUUCUUUUGAGUGUUGUCUUUUUUGGGGGUGGGGUUGGUUUAAGAUUUGUAAUUACCGGUGUUUAUAUUGGUGGUUUUUGUGGCUUUUGCGCUUUGGUGACAUUUUUUUCACCUAAAUCAUGGAUGUUGGAGGUGUAAAUUAAGAGCUUUUAGACCCAAGUGAUUUUGGAGUUGUACGAAUCUUUUCCGAAAGUUUUC